UUAAUGCAUUACAUUACAUAUUCAUCCUACACAUUGAAAUGGAAUGAAAAUGCACCAAAACUUUGAAGAUAUGCUCCUCAAAAGCAUAAUCUGUAUAUUCGAACUCACAAUACCCCAGAUUAGUCUACCCGUUUUGAAAAACAACGUGCUAUCGGAAUACGUCAAACCAAGGACAUUACAUCAUUGAUAAACCCACGCAUGUCUUUGUAGAUAAGGGUAAAUGUAAACAAACCUUUUUUUUUCAUCUGUAGACUAAUAAUGACAGCAUCACUCUGUAUAUUCACACAUCUCUCACUUGUAUAAACGUUCCAUCUUUUACAAGUAGUGUACGUACUGUAAUGGACGGAGAAGCGGAGCCAGUUGGGGCCUCCGGCGCGGGGCCCAGCAACGGAAAAACAAGAAACCCUCCGUUCAAAUCUUGUCAAACCCGUAAAAUUAGCAUCCACUACUGUAAUAAUCCUUCUCACAGCUGUAAAGAAGAGUCAAGUAAGAUUUCUGACACGUACGAAGAAGCACAGAAUGUGUACUUUACAAUUCGUGACGAAGAUCUCCCGCCGCCACCACAAGUGUCAAACCAAGCUGAUCCAGAGGCGCUGUCACGCCCAGAUAAUGGAGAUGCCGGAGAUUCGACGAAGAUCUGUUCCAUCAUUUUCGGCUCCUAUCUAUGCCGUGGAUUCAUCAUAGCUGCUGCAGUGAUGGCCGUGAUUGUUACAGGAGUUGUUGUAGGCCUUAUUUUCACGGCCGCACCAGAGAAUGAAGCAGAACAUAGCCUGGCUGCCAGUCAUAAUCUCACGACGGCAAUUUUACUGGCAAAUGUGUCAACGACAGAGCCGGCCAUGACUAAGAUUUGGGUACCUCCGACCAGCGUGCAUCUAAUGUCUAAUAAAUCAACGGCCAAUAAAGCUUUGACGCGAAACGGCUGCCAAACAGGAUACAAACUCCUUCUCACGACCUGCAUCCGGGUCGAUUUCCGACAAAAGAACUACUGGGGCGCCAGGGAGGCCUGCGAGAGGGAGGGGGCUACACUAGCCAUGCCUAAAACAAAAGAGUUGGACCUGGCGUUGAGAAACCUUGUCAGCAAGGAAGGUCACAACCUCGAACCUUGGAUUGGUCUGAAGGACAAUAACUACUUUCGUCUUCUUAAAAGACAGUGGCAAUGGGAAGAUGGGUCUGCCUUGCGCAACUACAAAGGGUGGAAUCCAGGAGUGCCAAAUAACCGUAGACUGACCCAUCGAACGAGACUGUGUGUACACUACUGGCCAGGUCGUACUGGCUAUCCUAUGUGGAAUGACCUCGGAUGCUCUCGUAGACGCGGGUUUAUUUGUCAGACCUUUUUGGCGUAAAUUAAAAAAAAUAAUAAAUUGCAUUUUUGCUUAUCAAUACAGCGUAUGAUGACAUCAAUAUGCAUGAUACAAUAAGGUGCUGGAAUAAUAUUACAUGAAUAUUUCGAUUUGGAGAAUUAGAAAAAAAUCCCCGUCUUUUGUGACUUUUGACAUGCAGUACGGCAUGGACAUAUUUGGGUAAUUGAAUAGUAAAAUGCCAUACUAUUAAAACAACACGUUACAGAAUUAAAAUGUCUGAAAAUAUUAACCCAUGUAUAAAUACAGAUAUAUCAUUUAUAACGUGUGAAGUAUAAAGAAGUAUAGACAAAUAUCAAUUCUUUUUAUGACAGCAGUAUUUUGUUUUUCUUGUUGUGCCAUGAUAAGGAAAUGAUAAGAGGUAAAGAAUAUAGUAUAAGGUACUUUUCUCUUAAACAGAUUAAAUGAUUAAUGUUGAUUUGUUUAGAAAGCCUCAUAAUUACCUGUUAUAUUUACAACGAGAAUUAGGAACUGAUUGAGCAACAAGAAUCACCCGGGGAAAGACCUAAACGUCUUGUGAGUCACAAAGAUGAAGAAAUGGUUAUCACUGAGUCACAAUUUCAUGCAAGUAGAGCAAAAUGUUAUUUGAUUUUAUAUUUGGGUUACAUAAUGCUGAGAGAAAACCAAGUGACCUUUUUCAGUAUUCUAAAUUUGUUUCCAUGAUAAUAGCCAUGAUUACAAUAUUUAUAGAAGAAUGGUGUUCUAAGGAUUUUUAGAAGCAAAUAAAGCAGGAUGUGCUAGCAUGCACAAAUUGUGUUAACAUAUUGUGUAUGUGUCAACACAAAAAACGUACUCAAAGGCUGUAAACUAACAUAUUAUGUUAUCCUGUGAGCAUAACGUUGAUCCUACAUCAUAUAACGUUAAUUUUACCUUUUUGGAAAUGGCUCACGUACGAUCACUUAUUUUUCACUAGCCAAUGACGAAUUUUUAUUCUAUCUUUACAGCAUAUCUUUUGAAUUUUGUGAUAUGCAUGUUAUAGUAUUCUUAUAGUCAUUUAUAUUGACAAAUUCCCAUCAUUUCUAAUUAGAUUGAAAAUCUUUUUAAACUAUCAAUAUGUAUUUAUCAUUUUAUGUAUACAUAUUUUACUAAUUUCUGAUGACUUUCAAGGUACUGUUAAAGCACGCUACCGAGCAAAUAUUAUUACUACAGAAAGAGGGGUAUGUCGUUUAAAGGGUCUUACCACUUGAUACAACGUUUUAGUAUCAGAAGUUUUAAUCAAUGUAAACUAUGAAUAUUCUAUCUCUUUUUAUAAUUUCUAAACAUAUAGAGAAUAACAUUAAUGUCCUUUCCAAUGUCUAAAGAAUUUGAUACUAGUAGUAGUCAUGGUAUAAGUGUGUCUGUGCAUGAUUCUCUAUUCCUUUUUUUUUGUAAUGCUUUGGCAUUAUGGUAUCUGGAUGAUUUAAUAUUAUUAAUAAAAGUUUCAAAGUACUUUUGGUGUAUUUUUUGGCGACGCCUCAGGGGCUCUGUCUAAUGUUAUAGUGUGCGACCGUUUGACAAAAAUUCCUAAGCAAGCACGUUUGGGGAAAUGUCUGCCCAAAAGCCGCCAAGAAAAAGGGACCACCACCUGAGUUUCAGUUGUGGUAGGUAACUUAAGGAAGAUAUCUUGUAAAUGUGGAAAGGCCCGUAAGACAGGAAAAUGUGGAAAUCGACUAGAAGUCUGUGCAGAUUUAUUCAGUAUAUGGGAGGGGAGAGGGGCGGCAGUUUUUCUCACAGGAUUCUGGACAUAUGUCGGCUAAACCUUGUCUGAUUUUAAUUUUGUCUCCACACAAUUAAAGCCCAUAAAAUAAAGAUGUAACGACGCUCGCUACAUUGAGAAAAUAUCGUUUUAAUUUGGAUGUGCUGAUAAGACGGGUCAAAGUAUAUAUUAUGUGAAAAAAAUUGACCCUGGCUUCCCGUCAGAGUUUUGACAUAUUUGGGCUUGAAGUUGACAGAUUUGAAUUUUGUUGCCACCAAGCUGAAGCCCUUGAAAUGCACAAGUAACGAUACACGAAUUGUCCCAUAAUUUACUGUUCGAUCAGUGGGAGCUUAAAUUUCAUGGCCUGUGGGGUCAUGGGAUUGAACUUGAUAAAUUUGCCUUCUCGCCCAAAACACUGUAUUAAAGUUAACAUUUAUGCCAUAAAAACAGUACUUGGUUGCCGCAUGGGGGUCAGGUCUAAGACUGUGCAGAAGAGGUCUGAUUUAUUUGUGAAGGUGAAUUUAGCUCGGAAAGAUUGGAAAUUGCGGAGAACGUCUGCAGACGAAUUAAUGUAAACUGAUAACUAUAGACCUUUUUACUUGCCGCAAGCUUCUUGCAGUAUAUUUUUGUUUCUACUCGACCAAUGUUUUUACAAAAUAAUGCCAAUCAUAUGACAUGUAACUGGAAAAGACAGAAAUAUCAAGUAUGCAAAUCAUUACCUUAUUUGCAUAAUCAAUGAGAAAUUGAUAUAAUUGCAUGAUUUUGAAUGAGUAUUUCAUUCUUGUGCACAAUGCUUCUGUUUUUCCCUUUGCUGUUCUGGUUCUGUUUAGUGUUAUUAGAUUUCUGGGUUCUUUGGUGCUGUUUGAAUUCGCCAAAUUGUCGCCAAGUUAAUGUAGAAAAGAUAACUAAUAUGAUUUAUGUGAAAAAUGUAUAAUCAAUUAAAGGGCCACUUGUCACCCACAAGAGAGUCUUCUUUGUUGACAGCAAUGCCAUACAAAAAUCCAUAGUGCAAAACAAUUUUCAUACAUGACGUUCCAGCCAGAAAACGAAUACUAGAACACACCUAUAACAACAAUCAUUGAUACUUAUAAACAAGAAAACAGUCGCCAUGGCAAUAGUUUUAAUUGCCACACUUUUUGCGUUUGAUUUGUUUAGGCGCAUAGAUACUUCAUAUGUGUCGUUUCAUAUUCAAUUAAUAUCACUAAACUUCUUGUGGUGUAAAGUACUAUAUUAUUCUUGUUUGUACUUUAUAUCAAAGUCUUUUGGCUUUUGUUUUAACUGCCGUGUAGCUCUAAAGUCGUCUACAUCAAUAACUAGAUAUCGAUGCUGUAGAUGACAUGUUUUUGAAUAAUUUCAUUUUUAUAGACGUAUUAAGUUGUUUUGGUAAACGGUUCUUGUGGCCUAGUCUGGUUUCACUGUGCUGUUCCAUCUUUUACUCGAUAAAUGAUGAGCACACAGGGAGGAGAGCCGCGUCAGGUGGCUUACAGUAGAGAUAUUUAUGAUUUAGAGUCAUUUUUAACAACAAAAACUCUUCGCUCAAACAACUUAAUACGUCUUGUGCGAAUUCUAUACAAAGUAGAUUAUACUUCAUCGAAAUUGUUUCAUAGUCACUUAAUAUCACAAAAUGACUUUGAGUUCUUGUGGUCUAGUCUUGUUUUACUGUGCUGCUCCAUCUGUUACAGGCGAUGAGCACACAGGAAAAAGACCCGCGUCAGGCGGCUUACGGUACAGAUAUUUAUGAUGUCAUUUUCAACAACAAAAAACUCUUCGCCUAAACAAUGUAAUACGUCUGGAGUGAAUUCCAUACAAAUGAGAUUAUACUCAUUCGAUCUCAUUUCAUCGUCACUAAUAUCACAAAAUACUUUUGGUGUAAAGUAAAUUCUACUUGUUUGUUCUUCAUAAAAGGCUUUUAGCUUUUUUUUUAACUGCCGUGUUGGCUCUAAAGUCGUCUACAUCAAUGCCUAGAUGCUGUAGAUGACAUGUUUUAAUAAUCUCAUUGGUAUGGAAUUCACACCAGACGUAUUAAGUUGUUUUGGUUAAGAGUUUUUGUUGUCUAUUCUGGUUUUACUGUGCUGUUCCAUCUGUUACUCAACAGACGAUGAGCACACAGGAAGAAGACCUGCGUCAGGUGGCUUACAGUAGAGAUAUUUAUGAUGCAGAGACAUUUUCAACACAGAAUGUACUUACAGUAGCUGAUAACGGCCAUAAUGACCCAGCCAAUCACGUGUACCAUACUAUCGAAGAAGACUACAUUAACCGGCUACCUGAGGCCGGUACAGACCUUGAAAAGCGAGCUGAUCAACAGAAAGAUGACGUAUCGUCUGACAAUGUACAGACGGACGACUCGGAUUUGCCAAACAACCCAAACUACGUACCUGAUGCGCUUCGACAAAAAAACAACAAAGAUUCCACAGAAAUCUGUUCCAACUGUCAACGUCCAUCUCUACUCCGUGGCGUCAUCAUCGCUGUCUCGGUGAUAACCUCGAUUAUUGUAGGAAUUAUAUUCGGUAUCCAUUUUGCUGCGGCACCAGAGAAUAAAGCAGAACCCAAUAAGUUUGUGUUAUCUACGACCAGCAGGGAUCUCCAGACAUCCAAGCCAAACACGUCAAUGACAGAUAAAGGCCUGUGCCCAAACCCCCCGGUCCUCAGCGUAGCCAGUAUCUCGGACUGUGACACCCCCUACACGGAGGGCGAGAUCUGCACCUACAGCUGCAACAGCGACUACUUCUUGGCCGGCGGAUCUCGGAACCGCACCUGCAGCUCGGGUGGCUGGUGGUUAGGGUCGGACCUGGUUUGCACACGUCAAGUGUGCUACUGGGAAGGCACGUUUCCCUUCUGCAAGCCGGGCGCCUGCGACUCGGGCAUCAAGGUGCGUGGUGACAACUGUGGGGACGGGCGCUGCUGCUGGACGGGCAGCAAGAUUUACUGUUGUAACGGCGUGUCGAGUUCCUGCAUACGCUUGCUAGGAAGGCGACACCAUUUAUGAGAUAGUCGACACACCUCAUCCUAAUUACUCUGGCAGUAAUUUUAGGAAUGGUCUGAAAUAAUGUAAAUCACUGUAAGAUUUUUAUAUUGCUGCACACACAGAUUCAAGCUGAUAUCAGAACUGAAGUGAAACCAAAAUCAUACCAAAAAUACCCCGGAAUUUAAAAACAAAAUAAAAGUAAUUCUAGUGGGCUGUCAGUUUAACACCUAACUUAGACACUAUGCCGGUUAUGGCCAUGUCAUCUUUUAUUAAACACUGUAACAUGGUAGAACAUUAUGUCAUGUUCAUGGUUGGACAAGUCCACUAGCCCUAUUAUCCUGGGCAUGUGGAAGUGCAGAUCGGGCAAGGGCAUGUCCGAUCGUGCAAGUAAGAUUCUAUUUUGAUAUACGAGGGGUGAUCAAGAAGUUCUCGGCCUCACCCA
This is a messenger RNA of Branchiostoma floridae (Florida lancelet), 6440 nucleotides long. RefSeq lists its product as uncharacterized. NCBI's taxonomy places the organism in Eukaryota, Metazoa, Chordata, Leptocardii, Amphioxiformes, Branchiostomatidae. The transcript has 12 exons. Bases 5132 to 6019 code for a protein of 295 amino acids. The record is from RefSeq and is a predicted model, not a curated record.